AUGGUUGUCCUCGCUCCUCGAUUCACCCUUCUAGCUGCUCUUGCGUCCAUUGCUGCAGUCUCGGCCUUGCCUGCUCCCGCGGAAGGUGCUGUAGUUCAAGUUCGCUACAGGGAUCAGGAGUCAAACACGGUCACCGCUACGCAUCAUCGCUCAACUCAUGAUGUCGCGCAUACUGCCUCUGCGGACGCAUCCAGAUCGUCUGACUCCACCGACAAGAAGGAUAGCAAGCCCGAGCAUCACACCCAACCUGUCCUCGCGCUACCAUCUCCCAAGACCGACGCAGUCUCAGGGAAGAGGACCAGCAAGCACUCCUCGGCUUUGAAGGAGGCGAAGGACGACGGGCAUGACGAGAAGCACGAGCAUGACAAGGAGAAGAGAGCCGAUUUGAAUUUUGUCCAUUCGGUCGCGCAGUUUGAUGAACUCUGGGUCGGACCUCCUCACGGCAGAUUCAACAUGAAAGUCGUCAGCCAGCCUCCCACGGUCAAUAAGAGGCAUCGUCACGAUCACGGCCACGACAGGAUCAUCGUGAAGGGCGAUCACGACCAUGUCAACGUCCGGCGCUCCUGGCAUGACCAUCAUGACAAGGUUGUGGUAAAGGGUGACGAUGACCAUGUUCAUAUCCAUCGCUCUCCCAGGUCACAUCGUCACCACGGCAAAGUCAUUGUCAAACGUGAUUAUCAGCAUGUUAACGUUCGCCGGUCACCGGUCCCGGAGCCACACCACCAUGACCACGACGAACAUGAUGACCACGACAAGGUGAUCGUCAAAGGUGACCAUAAUCAUGUCAACGUUGUUCGGGAACUCCCCAUGUCGCGGCCAAUCUACGUCGUCGGAAGUUCUGACAAGCCUUACUUCGCCGCGCUCAUGAGACGGGAUGGCUCACAAGCUCCAGGUGUGCCUGGUUCCAUCGAUAUCAUGAGUCAAACGGCGAACUCCACUACGGGUCAGAAGAUUGCCUCUCUCGUCUUGUCUCCAGCAGACAACAGCACGGACAGUUCUGAAAACUCAACGACUGCUAGCUUCGUUCUCAAUGCCUCAGGCACGGACCAGACGCAGAUCUACCUUGUGGCGUGGACAUCUGACUCGUCCAACUCGACCGCCUCUGGCAACUCGACUUCUCCGUCAGACUCGUCCAAUUUGAACUCCACGAUGGUAGAUCCAUCUUUCAUCAAAGUCAGGUUGCAGGUCCUUGUCUUCGAUGCGUUCGCUGCUCAGAUGGAUAAGUACUGCGCGACGUUCGAUGCCAACCCGCCUGCACCGUCGCCCAUGACGGUCGAGCCCUGCCGGAGAGACGCGGAGGGUACUGAGCACGCCAGCCAGGUUUUCGCGUACGAGCCAGGCACGGGCGUUGUCCGGCCGCUGUGGUACACCGACAGAGACGACGUGACAGGCGACUCUGGCACGGCUGAUCCUGGAGACCCUUCUCGCUCAUUGAACUCGACCAUGGUGAGCACUUCUACCUUGGCAAGCAGCUCGGCAAUGGCUAGCGCAACGGCAUCGGCGAGUGAUAGGAUGGCGAGCCUUCAGCAGGAGUCCGGUGAUGCGACAGUGCCACCAUUCCGCGCGUCAUUUGCGAAAAUGUUCGACGCGCCCGCGUUUGCGCAAGCGCAGAAUGUGACGCUCGUGUUCACCCCUGCGGCGCCGGAGGUGAUCUCAGAGAAGACUGCGCAAGUCCCGGAUGACGAUGACGAUGAUGAAUCGGACGAUGGCAGCGACGACAACUCAAGUGAUUCUGCGACAUCUGAUCCUACUGGUGUUACCACUUCUGCCUCUGGUACAGCUUCUGCCUCUACCUCUACCUCUGUGACCAGCCUACCUUCGGUGACUACCAUGAGUUCUGCUGCCUCGUCUACGGCUACUGUCUCAGAUACGUCUUCUGCUUCGAACAGCACCAUGCCGGUCUUCUCUGCAUCCAACAUCAUCUCUGCGGCCAAGUUCGCGUCGAUGACUGUCUCGGCUACUUCUUCUGACACGAGCUCCCCUAUUGGAUCUGUGUCUGCGUCCACGGAUUCCGCAAGUUCAAGUAUGAGUGCCACUGCUGUGCCAGCUUCUCUCGCGGUGGAAGUGUAUGACCCAGCAGCCACUGCUUCUAGUUCGAGUUCGUUCUCGGGCAACACCUCUGCGUCUAUCUCUGCAACCCCGGUCUCGUCCAGUGCAAAUGGCUUGAGCUCUGUGAUCUCUACAGCUUCUGCGUCUGCGACUGGCUCUACCGACAUGCAGGACUUUGUGGCGAGCCUCAAUAUGAGCACUACCAAUGUGCCAACGAACAGUAGCUCCAUGACAGCGAGCAGUACGAGCUUGGCGCUGACGAUGACGACUUCAAGCGCGGCGCCAUACGAAUGGAUGUUCCACGAAGGCACGAUCAAAGAGCAGCGGGUUUAG
Molecule: messenger RNA, 2382 nt
Organism: Laetiporus sulphureus 93-53
Lineage: Eukaryota; Fungi; Basidiomycota; Agaricomycetes; Polyporales; Laetiporaceae
Exons: 3
Coding region: 1-2382 (793 amino acids)
Source: RefSeq, a predicted model, not a curated record